This is a messenger RNA of Fonsecaea nubica, 1047 nucleotides long. RefSeq lists its product as hypothetical. Gene Ontology annotation, molecular function: protein binding. The record is from RefSeq and is a predicted model, not a curated record. Bases 1 to 1047 code for a protein of 348 amino acids. Lineage: Eukaryota; Fungi; Ascomycota; Eurotiomycetes; Chaetothyriales; Herpotrichiellaceae. The transcript is spliced from 2 exons.
AUGAUUGAUUUCCAGGCCCUCCGUUCCUACCUCCCACCAGGCACCAAACUCCUCCAGCGGAGUCAGGGGACUGAAUUGGCCGCUUCGAUCCUGGUUCUGAUCAAGCGCGUUCCCCUGACCGAGGAGGAGAUCCAGAAGCUGGCGAAGAGAAAGAAGGACUUCAGCGUUCUCGACAAGACAAGUUUAUCUCGUACGAGCCUGUUGACGGAUCCUCCGCAUCUCAUAAACCGCAGCUGCGAUCCCAACGCGGAGCUUCAGGUCAUGGGAGAAAAAUGUGUUGGUAAGGUUGUUAACCGCCACUAUCACGCCGAGGGCGAGGAGAUGACCAUUAGCUACGGCGACGAGUUCUGGGGGAACAAAAACCAAGACUGCCUGUACGAGCCUUGCAAGAAGAAGAAGCUGGUAGAACCUGAGAAGCAGACAACAGCGGCCCGCGUAGAGGAUCGUGUCUUGAAGGGGCAUUCUGAGCGCUGGUGCCGCUGCGACGGCGAAGCGGAACUUUGGCGACUUAGAGCGCCUUCUCGAGGGAACCGGCCAAGGUCUUCCAAGAAAGAGGAGGAAGACAAUGCCCGUCCAGACUUCCAACGCCGAACCUCCAAGCCCCUUGGGAGACAGUCUUCCGGAGCCAGGCAUCAACUCUCCAGGGAAAAGAAGAUGGAAAAGCCCACCCGGGCGUCCGGGGUCCACCCUCCUAAAUUCUCAUUAAAACUUCAUUUUCCAGCGCACAGCCUUGGUCCUUCGCCGAAGAAGAGGAAGGCAAAUCCGGUCCAGGCACCCGGUGGCAACGCUUCGCUCUCACUACAGAUCCACCUACCGGCGCAGAGCCUUCGUCCUUCGCCGAAGAGGAGGAAGGUCAUAAUACCCGACCAGCCUUCCGAAAGCAGAACUGUGGAGGUCUGGGAGAAGCCCGAAACUUCCACCCAUGGGCAAUUUUGCCCCACCGCAAGUCGGGAAAUUCGCUCCACCAAAGAAAACGAUUACAGCAGCACCACUGAGCACGAAGCCAGCAGCGCCAGUGAGCAUAGAGACAGUAGCACCACAGCGUAG